GCGCGAUUGACCAGUCAACCACAGUAAAAAUUCUACACUGCACCAAAGGACGGCGAGUCAUUGAGACUGAGCUGCAACUCGCCGCCGCCGCCACCGCCACCGCCGUCGUUCUUGCGCCCGCCAGAGCACCAUUGCCCCAUGCCCGAGCCCGAGCCCGAGCCGCCUCGCUCUGCUCCAGCAAAUCGCGAGCCGCCCCACGCCUGAGCCGCCGCCGCUCUAAGCUAGCAAGCCGUCCAUCCCUCGGGGGCCGCCCGCCCUCGCUGCUUCUCGCAGUUUGGGGGCCGCCGCCCUCGCCGCUCCUCCUUUGCGGGGCCGACGCUGCUGCCCGCCCCUUGGAGGUUCUCACGGAUCUGAGAAGGGGACGAAGGGGGACGGGAGGGAAGAAGGGACGGGCGAGGGAGAGAGAAGGGGAUAGAGCAGAGCCGAGCGGAAGCGAUUCGUCUUGCGCGGCCGCCGCCACCGCCACCGCCGCCGCCGCCGCCGCCUCUCUCCCAGUGGUAUCAUCGACCGGCAGGAUGCUUCCGCAGAAAGCGCCCAAAAUCGCGUCUGCUGCCGCCGCAGCUCCGGUCGAAGGCCGCGACCAUAUCAGCAACCUCCCGGACGCCGUGCUGCAGCACAUACUCUCCUUCCUGCCGGCGCAGGACGUCGUGCGGACAUGUGUGCUCGCCAAGAACUGGCGCCACAUGUGGGAGUCCACCACUGUCCUGCGCUUCUUGUGCGGCAGAAUGAAGGAACCAGAGUCCACGGUGGAGAUUCAGGAGUUCGUGGACCAUCUGCUGCGCCUGCGAAUCCGCGGAGGCAUGCCGGUCGAUACCUGCGAGUUCCGUCUCCUCGAGUUUGAUGAGGACGAGAUGAGAAGCACCAUCCUUUGGAUCCGUAUAGCUCUCCAGUGCAAAGUCCGGGUGCUCCAGCUCAUCUGUGCAGGCAAUUGUGGGGACAUUCCUUUUCUCGAUGGCCAUCCUUUCUUCAUCUCCCAAUACCUGAAGAAGCUAGAGCUUUAUCGAAUCGACUUGAGUAUGGAUAGGGAUAGCAGGUUUCUUGACUUCUCCUGCUGCCCAGUUUUGGAAGACCUUGAGAUUGUUCAGAGCUACCUAGCGUAUGCCUUACUCAUUUCGUCACAAUCCCUAAAGCGUCUAAACAUCCAGUCUUGUUCUUUUGGUGAAGAAUGGCGCUUGCCUAUCUGUGCCCCGAAUCUUGUUUCACUAUGGCUUGAAGUCUGUGAUGGCAAUACUCCAUCGCUUCAGAUGUUUCCAUCCUUACUCACAGCAUUUGUCAAAAUAAUCCACAGUUAUGAUCUGGUUACCCUUGACUCUGAUGAUGAGAGCAACCAAAGUAUUAUCUUGCAAGGUUUAUCGGAAGUUCAGAACUUGAUGCUGAUAUCUCCUGAGACCGACAUGUUUAUUUUCAGAAGGGACUUGAAAUUUUGCUCUAGUUUCAACAAGUUGAAGUAUUUGCUCCUUGAUGAAUACUGGUGAGAGCCUGCUGAUUUCAGUGCCCUAGCUUGCCUCCUCAAACUUUCACCGGUGUUAGAGAAGCUCACUCUUCAACUAUAUUCAGAGGGACCUAAACAUAAUGUGGAGAUUAAACUGAGCUGCAAACCAAUGGAGAUAUCAACUGAAAUAUCACAACACCUUAAGACACUUGAAGUCAACUGUGAAGUGUAUGACAAGAGAGUUUGCAAUGUUUUGACGUUUCUUAGUAAGAAACUUAACAUAUGGUUCCAGUUCAGCGGAUAGAAGGCUAUGCAUGAGAACUGACCUACUGGCACUUAAUUAAGUCAAGGUUAAGUUUGAUCAACUAAAGCAGCACAAGAAUUAAUGAUGUCAUAUUUGUCUGUAAUCAGGUAGCUGGCGUGGUACCAUGCUAUGCAGUUCAGGCUACCAUCUCGCUUAAUAGGAGCUUGCUCAAGCUAAUUCUACUAUUUUUAUAUGUUCAUUUCCUUUAAUGAUGUAUCAGAAACCUAAUAGCACAUUUUGCUUGCAAUGUUGAACCUUUGCUAAGGAGCGAUCACUUAUAUUCCUCGAAGUUUGAUAUUCUGGCCUA
Sorghum bicolor (sorghum) is the source of this 2043-nucleotide messenger RNA. Its product is annotated as F-box/LRR-repeat protein 25-like. Bases 516 to 1475 code for a protein of 319 amino acids. Lineage: Eukaryota; Viridiplantae; Streptophyta; Magnoliopsida; Poales; Poaceae. Gene Ontology annotation, molecular function: protein binding. The record is from RefSeq and is a predicted model, not a curated record. The transcript has 5 exons.